AUGUCUGCUACUCCUGACGGAUCGAUCGACCAGGAGACAGCCGACCUCAUCUUGAGACUACAGUUAGGAGAUGCUGCGAGAACAACUCGAGACCGUCUCUCAGCCCUUGAGCGACAAGCGCAUGGCGAUUGGCAGCCUGACUACCCCGAGCCCGACGAGCCCGAAUCCUCCGCCUGGGCGGCCGGCCGCAAGCCCGAGCCUGGACGUCUAACCCGUUGUGUUGCUUGCCAGGACGAUGUCAACCUUUUGGAUAUCGCCACACUCCCCUGCGGACACGAGUACUGUCGAUCCUGCGUUACCGAACUCUUCGAACUUUCUCUCACAGCCGAAUCCUUGUUCCCGCCCCGUUGCUGCAGGACUAGCAUCGACCUCGACCUGGCCCGCAUCUUCCUCACCAAUGAACUGGUUCAACAAUACGAGAAGAAAAGGGUCGAGUUUUGA
Molecule: messenger RNA, 441 nt
Organism: Aspergillus calidoustus
Lineage: Eukaryota; Fungi; Ascomycota; Eurotiomycetes; Eurotiales; Aspergillaceae
Source: the annotation of a GenBank genome assembly